This is a messenger RNA of Athene cunicularia (burrowing owl), 2602 nucleotides long. RefSeq names its product electron transfer flavoprotein regulatory factor 1 (gene ETFRF1). The transcript has 3 exons. Gene Ontology annotation, cellular component: mitochondrion. Bases 62 to 322 code for a protein of 86 amino acids. The record is from RefSeq and is a predicted model, not a curated record. Lineage: Eukaryota; Metazoa; Chordata; Aves; Strigiformes; Strigidae. Gene Ontology annotation, biological process: respiratory electron transport chain.
CAGGAAGCUGGGUAAAAAAACCAAAACCAGACGAGAAUAAAGAGUUCACUGAAACGUGAGAAUGGCCAGUUCUUUAAGAGGUGAAGUGCGGAAUCUAUACAAAAAUCUGCUGUACCUUGGAAGGGAGUAUCCCAAAGGAGAAGACUACUUUAGAAGCCGUUUGAAAGUAGCUUUUCUAAAAAAUAAAGAUGUGAAAGAUCCUGAAAAAAUUAAGCAACUAAUUGCACAAGGAGAAUUUGUUAUAAAAGAGUUGGAGGCUUUGUACUUUCUCCGAAAAUACAGAGCUCUGAAACGGCGCUACUACAGUGAUGACAAUCCAUAACUGGUGCUAAUGACUUUGCAUGUAACAAUACAAUCCAUAAACAAUAAAAGAGCUGUAACCUCAAAAGAAAUUAAAUGUAGAUCGUUCCAACCCAUCUAAGUACAAAUUAAUUUUGCUUCCCCUUAAGUAGUUGAUUGAAGGAUUUGUAUUAUGUGGGAAACUGGUUUAUCUCAACUACUUUUGACCUCCUUGAACUAAAACUUGAUGUAUGAAACAAUUUUGCAGGAAGUAGUGGUAAGAUGAUUCUGUUUCACUUUGAUACACUGAAAAGAGCUCUUACCUGAUAGCUGCGUGUUUGAAUGCAGAUUCAAGGCACUACACUUCUCGUUACUUAAUCUGAUUUUUGAAAGUCUUCAACAUUUAAUGAUUCAUUUCCACCAUAAAUGAGCACCUUCUCAAAAGUAAAUUCUUAAAGAUUUUAUGUGACAUUCAAGAGUCACAGUGGCAGGCUGGUAGAGGUGCUGUCUUUUUGUGUUAGAAAGACAACGGGGUCAGGAAAAGGAUGAAUUUGAACCAUAGUAGUUUAUGCACUUAGACCCUGAAGACAUCUCCUCCUGCUGCUGCUUUCUGAUGUGUUACUGUUGUAGCAGGAAUACAGAACUUGAACCUUUCCCCUGGAAGAGAAGUUUGAUCAUAAACGUAGACUUUGGCUCGACUAGCACAAGCCUGUGCCAAAACUGAUUGUAUGUACUAGGGUGGGUUGGUGUUUCAGCCCCCCAAGAACUAAAUGACACAGGGGAGACAGAACAGAAGAGAGAUAAGUAAUCACUGCAGUAGAACUGUUGGCAAAAGCAAGUCACCACAUGCGUGAAUUUCAGAGUAGAAUUAAAAAGAUGACAAAUUAGACAGUCCACUACCUUGUGAUGAAAUGUAUGUGCUUGAGGUUCUAGCACUACCUUGAUGUGAAAAAGUCCUUCCACAUCAACUUAACUCCUCUACAACAUGCUGCAGUUAAAACCUAUUCUGCACGAAUACGUCUAUAGAUAAAACUUAACCUACCUUUCUCAAUAACUGAUAAAAAGAGUAUCCAGACUGGUAACAAAGAGCCAAAGCAUAAACUUAUAGAACAGUAGCAUUUUCAAGUUCCCCCCACCCCCCUGGACCAAUCAAUCCUAAAGAAUGUCCUUCAUAAUUUAUGUAAAUUUAUGGAAGGCAUUUGAUAGAAGAAAACAAAUGUGCACCUAGGAAUGGACACAGAGUAGCUAUUCAGAGAAUUUAAAACUUGUAUACCAAAUCAAGUCUGCUGUGAGACUCAUGAAAAGAAGGUCUCUGGGGCAUGACUGAAGACGGUCCAGCCCGAGCAGCCUGCACCACUGAGUGAGAAGUGCAGCCUCACCUGAAGUGAGGCUCUGCUCCCCACGGACCACAGAAUGGAAGAGCAGAACAGACUGGAGGCAAUGGAUCCGUACAAGAAAGCACUGUCAAAGCACUACACCCCCUCUCAAGAGGAAGGGAACACCAGUGGGCAAGGACAGCAGCUUUGUGACAGGCAAGGAGAAGUACAGGAAAUAAACUGAGAACAACUGCCAAACACAGGUAAUUCACAGGAUGCUCCAUUAUACAGAGAUGAGGCACUGAAAUUCUUGGGGAGGAAAAGGAAACUGGGACAAACUCACAAUAACUAUUUUUUAUGACAUUACAAUAAAUAGGAGCAGUACAGUUUGACAAAAAAUUGACAAAUUCCAGAUCACCUCACAGCACAUACUCCUAAAAACACUCAAAAUUUUAAAACAAACAGUGGUCUUUUUUUUUUUUUUCUUCUUUUUUUAACAUUGUCUGGUAUGACCAACAUUCCUAGGUCACACAACCAAAUGAUGGAAAAACUGGAUCACACUUGCAUAUGUUCCACAUGAAAUAAAGCACAAUGUACAAAAUGUGCAUGUUUCAGUUUACACUAUACAAAAAUAGUUAAAAUACAUUCCAGGUAAACAUAUUACAUUAAGAACUCAUUCUAGUAAGAAGUUGGCACUCGAGGAAAAAACAAGAGUAUUUUCAACAUGAAAACACAAGACAGUGGAAUAAAGAAAUGUUACCAUCUAUGUAGCUUUAUGUAAACUUGAGACAAAAUGAUUUGUUUAGAGUUUGAUGGUCUUUAAAGAUAAUAAUUGUAUUGCUUCAUAGCACAGACAAGAGCAGAAAUUGUGUGUCAGUAUUAGCUUAUUACAGAGAUCCUGUUACUGUAACAAAAACUAUACAGUGAAACUUAAGUUAGCAAAAAUUUUAGGACAAUGAGACUGGUCAAAAUACUUAAAUUUCAGUUUUGCGAAAACCAAUGAUAAA